Messenger RNA from Ambispora leptoticha, 252 nucleotides. The record is from the annotation of a GenBank genome assembly. NCBI's taxonomy places the organism in Eukaryota, Fungi, Glomeromycota, Glomeromycetes, Archaeosporales, Ambisporaceae.
AUGCCAAGACAAGGAAAUAAUCAAGAUAACGGAAACGGAUCUAACGGUAAUGGCUCUAAUGGUGGUCCUGGUGGUGUUUCUAAGGGUGCCAGCACUACUGGAAGUUCGUCCCCAAGUGGUUCGCAGAGCGCUGCCACUCCUGCUUCCACUAGUACAAAUGCUGCCGCUUCGCUUUCUUAUGAUCAUCACUUUGGACGCGAAGUUAUUGGAAUGCUCUUUGUCACUUUCGUCACUGCUUUGGUUGCUUUCUAG